This is a messenger RNA of Aphis gossypii (cotton aphid), 1712 nucleotides long. RefSeq names its product protein canopy 4 (gene CNPYb). The transcript is spliced from 5 exons. Gene Ontology annotation, molecular function: signaling receptor binding. Gene Ontology annotation, cellular component: endomembrane system. Bases 279 to 896 code for a protein of 205 amino acids. The record is from RefSeq and is a predicted model, not a curated record. Lineage: Eukaryota; Metazoa; Arthropoda; Insecta; Hemiptera; Aphididae.
GUCAUAUUAUUAUUUAUUGAAAUUUGGAUAGGUUAUAAACUUAUAAAUUGUAACUUUAAACUUAUAGGUAUUCAUCAGUCAACACCAAUAGUCGAUAUACUAUUAAGGUUCAGGAAAUCUUGCUGUUUUAGAACCCCUCGGGUAUUGACAAUUAAAAAAUCGAUUUUUUAAAUAAUAACACUUUUAGUGUUCGAUAUAACUUAUUAGUAAAUUAAUCGACAAUGUUUAGUAUUGUGUAACUAUACAUUGAUAAGUAAAAAUCAAGUCAAAUCAACAAAAUGAUUUUGUUAAUAAAGUCAUUAGUUUUUAUACUGUUUAUAGCUAAAUCAUUGAGUACUACGUCAGAGGAUGGUGUUAAAUAUGCCAAUAAAUGUGAAGUUUGUAAAAUAUUGGCAGAAGAAUUAGAGGGUCGUUUACAAGAGACCGGUAAGACUAGUGAAUAUUUAGAGCUUGGUUACUCAAUAGAUCAACCAAAAAAGAAAAAAGAGUACAAAAAAUCGGAACUGCGUUUAGUUGAAUCAUUAGAUGGCCUUUGUGAAAGAAUACUGAAGUAUAAUAUUCACAAAGAAAGAACUGAUAGUACACGAUUUGCUAAAGGAAUGAGUCAAACUUUUCAAACAUUACAUGGCCUUGUGAAUAAAGGAGUAAAAGUUGAACUUGGAAUACCGUAUGAACUUUGGGACAAACCUUCAGUUGAAAUUACAAAUAUGAAAACUCAGUGUGAAGAUUUGUUGGAAACCUAUGAAUCAGAUAUAGAGCAAUGGUAUUUUAAUGAUCAAGUUGAAAGCUUAGGAAAUUAUUUAUGCAAAGAUCGCGCAUUGAAGGAUUCAGAUAAAAAAUGCUUAGAUGAGGCUCCACCUAAAGGAGAUACAAGACAGAUAAAUCAAGAAUUGUAAAGGUUAGAUUAGUAUAGUUAGGUAUAUUUUGUUAAUAUUUCAUAAACAUUAUCAUUGAAAAUAUGUAUAGGAUUUUAAAUGUAUUAAAUAUUAAUAGUGUAAUCUUAUGAGAUCUAAAAUUAUUUAUUUAUAAUAAUGAAUCAAGUAAAUAUGGAAAUCGGUUAAUUUUCAUCUUAUUAUAUUCUUUAUGUUAUUGAAUAUAAAACAAUAAAUUUAAUGUAGUAUUUUAUAUCUUAUGAAUAUAAUAGUAAACAUGUCCAAGUUUUAUUGUAAAUAAUUAUUACAUAUUUACUUCAUUUGUUAAAAUUAAAUAUAUUUUGAUAACUUAUCCUUAAUAUCAUUGAUCUACUUUAUAAUCAAUGUCCAAUGAUAGUAUUCAACUAAUUAUUUUAAGUAAACAUUUGUAAUUUGUGUGCCUUAAAAAUGAAAUAUUUGUUUUAUAUUUAAUUAUGAUUAAAUGAACACAUUUUAUAACUCAACUAUAAGUAAUCUUUGUAAAUAUCAAAUUUGCUUAUUGUUUUAAUUAUAUACAGAUUGUAAAUUUUCUUUAAAGAAAAAAAUGACUACUAUUUUAAAUAAGCUUAUUUUGUAUUCCCAAGAUGGCAAAAUAAUUACCUUAUGUGCCAUACUUAGGCUAAGUUUUAAUAUAAAUUUGUAAAACAUAUCUUUGUAAAAAAUAACCAUAGAUAGCAGAUUCUAGUGGAAAAAUGUUGGUAUUGUUUAAAUUUUAUAAUUAAAUAUUAGUGAUAUUCCUAUUUCCAACUCAUGUGUCUGAAUUUAUAUUAUAUUUUUAAAAUUAAAAACUCAUUUAAGGUG